AUGGCCCCCCUGCCGACUCUGCUGUUGGUACUGCUGUUCGCCACGGCUGGCCACGCCUCCUCGCUUCCUCGUGCAGGCUGCUCGGUGGACGUGAACAGAUCCAAGAUGCCCUCCCCACAGCCGCUGCUGCUGAAGCCCGGCGGAAGCAAAGACGUGCACGGCUUCGUCACGCCGGACGCCUCGGGGGUGAUCUCGCUCAGCCAGAACCAGCAGAUCAUCGUCGCGUGUCCCGGCAACAUCGUCCAGGCCACGAAACAGCCGCAAGCGAUAGCCUCCUGUGUCUCCGGCUCCACUUUUUCCAUCAAUGGGAAGUCGUACAACUUCACUGAUCUCGCAUGCAAGUCCAAGCCGAAGCCGUCGGAGCGGAUUCCGGUCCAAUCGUGCGGGAACAGAGGACAGUACAAGGUGGUCCAGCUGGGCUUCCAGGUCGGCUCCGACUUCUACACGCUCAUCGACGCCUGCUUCGACAAUCGCUCCUACAGCACGGUGUACGACCACUUCACGAUGGUCGCCGAAAUAGGGGGCAAACAGAACGAUUCCAGCAGGCCCAAAUUGUUACGUGGCACCUUCUUCAGCAACAUUGACAUGGAGUAUUAUUACAAUAGAACCACCCAAGUCAACACGGACACCUCACUGCUAGGACUGAUUUCAGUCACGUUCUUCUACAUGAACUCUGCGCCGCAGUGGCAAACAUUCAACGGUGGCAACUGGGAGACCAUGGAGAAAAAUGUACGUUCCUAUGCUGCGAGUAACGGAACCGAGCUUGAAAUCUACACGGGUACACACGGCAUCACAACGCUGCCCAGCAAGACGAAUUACCAGACGGAUUUGUUUCUGUGUAUUGACGGCGGCAACUACAUCCCAGUGCCGAAGCUCUUUUGGAAGAUUGUGUAUAAGGCGAUUACUAAGGCAGCUGUAGUGUUCCUGGGUGUAAACAACCCGUACAUUAAGAACCCUGGCUCUGACUACUACAUCUGCAAAAACGUAUGCCCCAAUAUCACCUGGAUAAAAUGGAAGCCCAAAAGCCAGAAGAAGGGCUACUCGUACUGCUGCGAAUAUGCAGACUUCGUGAAAUCUGUGGCCGACGCACCCAGCCUCAUCGUUACCUCUCUGCUUACGUAA
Molecule: messenger RNA, 1122 nt
Organism: Schistocerca serialis cubense
Lineage: Eukaryota; Metazoa; Arthropoda; Insecta; Orthoptera; Acrididae
Exons: 3
Coding region: 1-1122 (373 amino acids)
Biological process (GO): apoptotic DNA fragmentation
Cellular component (GO): nucleus; mitochondrial inner membrane
Molecular function (GO): RNA endonuclease activity; nucleic acid binding; single-stranded DNA endonuclease activity
Source: RefSeq, a predicted model, not a curated record